AUGUCGUCAAUCCACUACAAAUUUCGAGCGACGCUCGAGUAUAAGACCCUUCAGUUUGAUGGUCUUCAUAUUUGUGGUAGUGACCUAGUACGGGAAAUCUGCGCAAAAGAGAACAUCAAAGCUGAGCUUUUCGACUUAUUGUUGCAGGUUUUUUUUUACUGGUGGAAGAAUGAAAGUUUUAUUCGAAUUUUAAGAAUGCGCACACAAAGAAGAAUUAUGGGUCCGAUGAGCUGAUACCUCGAAAUUCUUCAAUAAUUGUGCAACGGGUGCCUCGCACAGAAGCUGUUAAGAUACAAAAAGUCCAGUGAGUAGUGAUUUAGACUGGUUUACUUUUAUGUUUCCCUUGUAAGACUAUGGAUGCUGAAUCGACGUUUUUUUCAGGAACGGUGUGAACAGCGGAAUGAUAAACCAACCAGACGCCACUGGAACUUCUUCUUCGUUAGUUAGUGGCCAUAUUGCUGCAGUUAGUUUGAAGAAUGAAGAACAUAUCUUCACAAGCUCAUUUCAGUCGGAAUUCGAGAUGAUGGACGAGAACGAACGCUUGAAUCACGUCAAGGAUGUCUCCACGCGUGCUUAUGAUGCGUCAAAGUAUGUUAAAAACACUUCUGGGAGGAAACAUAUAAAAAAAAUUUCAGUUAUCGCAAGAAGACUGGAGGGAUAAUGAGUGGACCGCCUCCACCAACCUACACGUGCAACCGCUGCUACCAACCAGGACAUUGGUACAAAAACUGCCCAAUGGUAAUUGAAGAACUUCUUCUAACCAUGUGGAAUGGCACUCUCCGGUUUGAAACAUCGUUCCGGUGGAUUCUUCCGAGUGUGGCCUCUCUCUUCGACUGUUGUUUUUUCGAUCAUUUCGUUGUUUUUCAUUCGUCCUUUCUAGACGGCCCUUGCCGUCUUUUAUAUGUUGUCGUUAAACAACGUUUUAGAGAUAAAUUGGAAUUUUUAAUCAGAACUGUGUUCUUUGUUAUUUUUUUUGCUAGGUUAUUUUUUUCAACUCUUUUCUCUUUGAACAGAAAAUGUAUUACAGAUAGUUCGAGGUAUGUUUCAAAAAUGUUUGAAUUGAAAAAUGAAAGCAAGAGUUGUUUCUACUCUUUAGAAAUAAGGGAAAAAAAGGAAUCGGUAGAUUUUGAUUUAAAUUGAGAAAUAUUUUAAUUUGAACUGUUUUUGAUCAAUACGUGUAAAAUAUUUUAGUCUUCUAUUAGAGCUUUUCGUGCCUAAAGUAAACUUUAAAGUCUUAGAUUCGCGAUUACCAAAAACAACGUUUAAGUUUUUGCAUUAAAUAUGUUCAUAUAAACGGUUAUAUUGCAACAAAAACGGUAGGAGUAAGAGCAAACCGGUUGCGGAGAUAAUUAAGGUUUAUGAACUUCUCUAAAGCAAUUUGUGGUUUUCAGGGUAGUUCCAACACAUGCUGCAAUACAUGAUUGAGACUUUCUCGAAGAACUUUCAAGUCCUCUUCUGGAAACAUUUCAAUUUUUUGUUUUCGCAGCAUUUGUGGGAUUACUUUGAACAAGAAGCUGCUGAAAGUAUUCUAUAGAACUUGGUAAAGCACUUUUUUCAAUGUCUUCACCACGCUUGUUUACUUAGUUUGUAUUGAAGCUUCAUUUCAAAACUAGUUUCAAAAGACGGCGGAUGACAUCGGGUAAAAUUAAAUGGUCGCUGAGAGUUCCUUGUUCAACCUUUGUUUAGGCACUGCACUUUAAGGCCUGAACAAAUCCUGGUUCCACCUAAUGGAUAACCGCGACGGCGAUGUUGAUUCCAAGCGGAAUCCGUCCUGCGGUCGUUCGUCAUGUAGUUGUGUUCUUUUUGCAGCUGAACACCAAGCGGACGACUGGAAUUCCGGCACAAGAACUGAUGGAAACGACGGCCGACGAUCCGUUGGCCAUGUUGCAUCAAAGCGGGAGAUAUGUUAUACCCAUUAUGCAUUGGAAGGCUCGGCAGGAGAAUAAAAAGGUGAGGAAUAUUGAGAAAAGUUAAUAGUCCGAAUAACUUUUUGCUAAAUCAAAAAAAGUUUCUUUGUAAUGUCACUUAAUACUCUUAAGCAGUUCUUCAGUAUAUUGUGCGAAAAAAAAAUCGAUAAUAUAUGGUGUUUUUUUGAACUGGUUGAAAAGUUUAAAAAAAAAACCGAAUAAUUUCUUCGAAGUGUUUGGAGAGGCGAGCGAAAGUCGGCCUUUUCUUUAAUUGGAAUUAUAAGAAUAGCUCCCCGCCUUGAGAACUUGAUAGAAUUCGCCUAAGUUCUUCAAAUAACUCCAGAAAGCAGCUUUCGAAUAUGUAGUACAUGAAAAAUUUAAGUACAAAAACUGAGAAAUUAUAUGUUCUUUCACAGAAAACAGUUUUUUUCAGCUGGCGGAUGAAUCAAACUCCGCAAACAGAUCUGUUCCGCCAGAGUUGACGUGCCCGAUUUGCUCGAAUUUGUUGAAGGUUUGUAGAAAGAAAGAAGAGGAUAAAAAGCUUCCUUGUUCAGGAAGCCGUACUGACGACGUGCUGCGGCAACUCGUUCUGCGCGGACUGCAUCGGGCAGAAGAUUUUCGAGACGGAGGACAAACGGUGUCCUGGCGAGGGCUGCAACCAACAGCAAGUCUCGGUCGACGCGCUCAUCCCGAACAAACUUCUGCGACAAGCGGCCCAGGCGUGGAACAACCAGGCGCCGGCCGUCUCGGCUCCUUCCACGACGUCGACGAACACCGUCGCCGAGCAGUCCACGGAGCACAUCCGAAUUCGGUUUGUUGGACGAAGAAAUGAACAAAGUAGGGAAAACGACGCGUUCUAGGAAUAAAUUGUUUUCAUCGUUAUUUUUUGCAAUAAUGAAAGUUUUUUCUUCAGAAAAGAGGUUUUUUUUUUCAGAUAGUAGAAACUUUUCGGAGAAUCCAACUUUAUGCUGGAAAUUUCGAAAAAAUAAUUUUUUAUUGAAAUAACCCGUUAAUAAAAAUUACGAUAUUACUGAAGAAAAAGUUAAGAUAUUGUAUUGGAAGGUUUUUGAAGUUUUUUUCGCAUUAGUUUGUUGUUGCAAUUUCAAAGUAGAAAAUUCCGCACAGUAGUUUACAAGAUAUUAUGAAAUUGUAUAUGCUAACUGAGUAUAUAAUAAUAUUAUGUGAAGUUCAGAAGUCAAGAUUCAUUGGAUUACAGAAAACGGGAAAGUUGUGAAACCAACAAUUAUUUUUUAUCGUUUUAAGGAUUGGCCUACAACCUCGUGCUCAACCUCAGCCUGCAGCUCAGCCCCAACCAACGCAGGCAGCUGCUGUGACGGCUCAGCCUCCACAACCACAGGCCUCGAGUUCGCCGUUGACCGUGCCGAUUCCCGCGACGACCGUCGCCGGCCUCGUUUUCUCCAAUUCUCCCGCCUAUGCCUCUCCUACGACGUUGGUCCAUCCGACAAUUCCUGUCUCUGUGUUCCAGGUUUCUAUUUUUCUUUGUUUUCCUUCUCAUUGAGUUGUUGCAGCAGCAGCCGAUGCAGAUUAUGUCUUCUGGAGUACCGAUGCAAGCCUCGAUGGUAAUUUCUUUCUUUUUGAAUGUUUUAUCUCUUAAUAUUCAGAACACCAUGAUACCCGGCAUGCAAACUCAACAAAUGCUCCAAACCACUGAAAUGGCUCCUCCAGGCGUUCCUUCUCUGAACGCGCCCGCGAUUCCUGGUGUUUCAGGUUUUCGAAUGCGAUUAUGAAAAUCUAGGAAGUUUUUCAUUUAGUUCUACCUUCCACCGCCAUCUUGCCAAACGUCAAUCUCUCUAUACCUCCUCCGGCUCAACCGCCCAUUCCCGGAGUCGGUAUGACUCAUAUGAUCCCCCAGACACAAUACAAGUUUGAUUCGACUUUGGAUCUAAUAUAAUAGUCAUUUUCAGUCUCCCACCUCCGAGUUACACCAUCCAGACGGCGCUCCCUUCGAACCAAAUCGGCCUGGGAGGCUUGGAAGCCUGGGAAGCCUAUCUGAGGAAGAAGGACGCCGGGAAAAAAAACAAGAAGGACGAUCAUCGCGACUCUCACAGGGACUCUAGGCGCAGAAGAAGGUUUAUAAGGGAUCCCGGAGUGAUCACUUGAGGAAUGGUUCGAGGGAACAUUUAAAGGAUUAUUCGCAAGAAACGGAACUUUCAAUUUUUUUUUUGCUUCUUAGUGUAUUCCUGGGGUCGAGUAGAAUCAAAUAAAUCCAUAAACAAAAACUAAUAAUGCAUUUCCCGCGAUUUCUCACUUCACAUACAUAAGUUCUCCACUACUUCACUCCAUAAGUACGAUAUUAAUUUUAUGAAAAAUGAAAGAAAAAAAUAAUUUCUGCCAGCGAAAAAGUUUUCGUCCCUCGGAAUAGUAUUAGUUUCUGGAAAUUCUCGUCUAUCUCGUCACUUUUUUUUUUGCUUCUUUCAUAAAUAAAAAAAAAUGAACCGACUGCUUACUGAAUUUUUUCUUUGAAACAUUUUUUGUAACGAGAAACCUUAAAAGGAAUCUAAUUUUGUUCGCAACCAGCUUUUUUAGGAGCCGUAGCAAAUCAGAAUCCUCCUCUGAUGAAGAUCGGCGUCGGAAGAGAAAGGACAAAGAAAGAGAUCGCGAUGAAUAUCGACGGGAGCACAAAAGAAGUCGCAAGAACGACGAACGUGGUCACAACAGGGACCGGCAUUCGGAUGAGUGAGUUCACGAAGACAAUUGAUGAAAGUUGAUAAAAGUGUUUUUUGAUUUCAAGUUGUGAAGAAAAUGGUUUUAGCUUUUUAGAGAUAAUUUCCCGUAAAUUCUCAGUUCUUACUCGCUUGAAAAAAAUUGGUCAGGUUUCAUAGAACUCUUGGGGAAAAUUUCUAUCAGUUUUUUUGAAACCCAAACUAAAUAAUAAAAGAUUAACGAAUCUUACUUUUACGUCAUAUAAAAUAUUAUUUUUCCCACAAUAACAGUCGAUUUGAAGACGUCGCGACCUGCCAUCUUUGAUGGAGCGCAGUUUGACGCCGCCCUUCCACCUACGUCACCUUGAUGAAGAGUGGCUCCAGGAAGACAAAGAGAAGGAGACGAAGAAGGCGUCGAGACAUGAAAGAGACCGAAAGGAGAAGCCCUCCAGACGGGAUCGCAAGGCUCCCGAGGCUAAAGGACGCAAUCGGUUCGAUUUAUCGUUGAAUGUUCACCUCGAUUUCAAACUUUUAGAAGGUCUGAUGAAGUUCGCGAAGAGGAUGAUGAGGCUGCGAUUGAUGGCGCCUUGGCUGAGGUUUUGAUCAUCUCCCAAAUUGAUAUUUAACUUUUGUUUACAGUACGAAAAACUGAAGCAAUCUUCGACCUCCAACGAGGAUUUGAGCGCCGAACCGGCCGACAACGCGACUGGAGAUGAAGACGUCGUUUCGGAAAAGAAUGAGACGGACGAGGUGGAGGAAGAUGAGGAGCCCAAGGAGAACGACGGCCAGUCCAGUCCCGAGUCUGUCCACAGCGGUCCUCCUGAAGACCCGGAAUCCACCGUCAAGGUGAUUAUCUUCAGUGGACCAAGUUAAUUAAGCAAGGGCUUCAAGAAAAAUCCCUCUUUCAUUAACCUAAAAAGUUAGGAAAUGAUUUUUGCGACUACAUAUAGUCCUGAUAUUUUAUUAGAAAGGUAAAUACGACGCCAAAAACACAGUCAUAAAUUAUUAGUAGAAUAACCCAGACUUAUACUUUCUAUUGUAGCUGCAGUCUGCACUGGAAACGAGUGAAGCUGAAGUUGCCGAACUAACCGAGAAGACCGACGUCGAUUCUUCGGAGCUCAGUGACCAUCACGAUAAAAAUCUCAUUCAGUUAGUUGAAUUCUUUGAGGAAAAACUCAUCAUUUUCUUACAGCGAGUCGUCGACGAACGAAGACGAAGAAAAAGAAAAGUUGAAGAAGGACAAGAAGCAUAAGAAGCACAAGAAGAACAAGAAACGGAAGCACCACAACGAAGAAGACGGAGACUCCGAAGAGAGAAAGAAGCGCAAGAAGCACAAGAAGGAGAAGAAGACCAAGAAGGAUAGAAAAGAAGAGGAGGAGGCCCACGAGGACGAUGACAAGGUGAUUCGUUUGCUCUAGUGAAGGAUUUCAAAUGUCGAUUUCAGAAGAGACACCACAAGAAGAAGAAAGACCGCAAACGCUCCAGAGACUCGGAUUCCGAGGAAGAUGUAUGUUUUUUUGUUGAGACUUUUUUAAGAUUAAUAUUUGGUUCUCUUUAUACGUUUGAGACAUUAAUUUUUGUUUUUUUUUAUUCUCAGUUUUUUCAGGAGGUUCCCCCGAAGCGACGAGCAAGAAGCAAAGAGCCUGAAGCUGACCGACAGCGAGAGGUUGAACGAGCAAAGGAGCUUCGCGACCGAGAAAAACAACGUGAAGAACGCGACCGUGAACGGGAAAGAGAACGGGAACGCGAAAGAGAGGAGAGAGCCCGCGAACGUGAGAGGGAAGAGAGAGCUCGUGAACGGGAGAGAGAACGCGAGAAGGAAAGAGAACGUGAGAAGGAACGUGAAAGAGAGCGCGAGAAGGAACGAGACAGAGAACGCGAAAAGGAGCGAGACAGAGAACGCGAAAAGGAACGAGACAGAGAGCGCGAAAAGGAGCGGGACAGAGAACGCGAGAAGGAACGUGAAAGAGAACGUGAUAAGGAGCGAGACCGACAGAAGGAGCGUGAUCGUGAGCGGCAGAAGGAGAAGGAACGCAGUCGUCGGGGCGCUGAAAGGUCCAAGCAACAGGCCCCGGAGCCGGCGAAGGAGUCUGAGCGGAAAUCGGAGAGACGUCAGCGACAUGAGAGUGCCGUCGCCGCCACCGACGUCGAGUCUGAAGAUCAGAAACCCAAGGUCAGGACUAAAUCGGACAUGAGAGAAUAAUCUAGAAAAAACUCAGUACCUUUUAAAAAUUAACUAGUUUUUUUAUCUAUUUACUCGCGUCACUCAUAAGGCGAAAUCGUGUAAAUAUACCAAGAAAAACUAUCUGAAUUAAUAAUAUUAGGUGUCAAGUUUUGAUAUUCCAUUUUGGAAAUCCUGUUUUUUUCUGUUUCACCUUUUUUCUUUAAACCUGAUACUUCAAGAUUGAUAUUAUAGGGUUGAGUUAGCAAUGGUGAAAAACAAUGGUUCCGAGAAAGCUCUUUAUGCAAAAUAAAAGCAAAAGUGACACGAUUUGGAGCUCCUGCUACCGCUCGUCAUAGAUAUUAUUGAAAUAAAAUCAAAUUCGAUAUUUCUUGAAUUUUUUUUUAUCAAAAUUUCUCAAUUUUUCUUUUUUGUUGAAAGUUUGGAAAAUCAUCAUUUUCCACUUGCCAAAACCCUAAUGAAGCUAUUUUUGUGUUGCAUUUAGUUCGAAAAUAUCUGAAGAAUACUGUAGUCAGCCCUUUUCAACUCGUUAAACAAUUUGAUUUUUACAGGACCCCCAAAGACUGAAGGACGCAUUCCCUUCGUCGAACAAAGUCGUCGUUGACAACAAGAAGAAAAAGAUGAAGAUUACCCUGAAUCUCUAA
Messenger RNA from Caenorhabditis auriculariae, 7396 nucleotides. The record is from the annotation of a GenBank genome assembly. NCBI's taxonomy places the organism in Eukaryota, Metazoa, Nematoda, Chromadorea, Rhabditida, Rhabditidae.